AUGAAUCUUAAUGGCAAUGGUAUCGACGAUUUAGCUGUGCAAUCACUAGCUGAUACAUUGAAAAUUAAUCAUGUAAGAUUUGUUCUUGAAGAUUUAGCAAAUGAAAUCUUUUAUGAAAUGUUUGAAUAUCUUGAUAUGCAUGAUAUAUAUAAAGGAUUUUUCAAUCUUAAUAAACGAUUUGAAUAUUUAAUUAUUAAUUCAAAGUUUUUACAUCAAAUAAAUAUUUCAAACAUAUCAAAAAUUGAUUUCGAAAAUUAUUAUAUUAAUAUUCUUAUACCAUAUAGACAUCGAAUUAAUUUACUUCGUCUAUCAAAUCCAUUUGUUGCUGAGAUUAUAUUCUCACCACCACGUCUGAUUUUACAAUUUAUUUAUCUUGAAAAAUUAAUUCUUGAGAAAAUACAAAUGAAAUAUUUACGUAAAAUGUUUAAUUAUUUAAUGGAUUUACCAAAAUUUUAUUCAUUAACUAUUUCAAUUGAUGAUCAUAUUGAAUCAUUAGAUCUUCUUUUUAUUAAUCUAUUCAAUUUACUGACAUUAAAAUAUUGUAAAAUUGAACAUGAAACUAAAAAUUCUCAAUGUCCCAUAUCGAUUUAUUUGACUGAAUAUAGUUCAAGUUCAAUUCAAUCUUUGAUUAUUAAUGGUCGUUUUCCAUUCAAAUCAUUGAAUAAUGUAUUAUGUUGUCUUCCAAAACUUCGUCAUUUAUCAAUUAAUGCUCUUAUUCAUUGUCGAGACUAUUUCGAAAUCCAAGACUUAUUUCCUAUUAAAUUAAAAUAUUUAAAAUAUGUUGCACUUAAAUUUGAUUGCAUUCGUUUUGAUAAAGUUGAAAAAAUUCUAAAAGAUUUUUUUCAUAAUGUUCAAAUUUUACAUCUUACAACAAAAUAUGAUGAAGAAUAUUUAAAUGCUAAACGGUGGGAAGAUUUAAUUGUAUCUUAUAUGCCAUAUUUAUGUGUAUUUGAUAUAAAUCAUCAAAAUUCUAUACUAAAUAAUAAUUUAACAUAUCAUGAUUCGAUAAAGCAAUUCGAUUCGUCAUUUUGGAUUAAAAAAAAUUGGUUAUUUACACAUCAACAUGAUUGGACAAAACAUUUAGAUAUUGGAAUAUUUUAUUCCACAGAUCCAUAUCGACGAAAAGAUUAUGGAUUUCAUUGGGAAAUAGAUGAAGAAAAUUGUUCACAUUUUCAAGAAAUCAAUUUAAAUUCAGUUCAACAUGUAUCGAUUUAUAGUAGACAAAUAACAAAUAUUUAUCUGAAUUAUUUUCCAAAUGUUACUCAAUUAACUAUUAAACAUUAUUUUCAAACAUCGGAUGAUUCGAUUAUAACAACUCUUAAUCAUAUGAUUCCUUUAGUACAACUGAAGAAAUUAACUAUUGGAUCUUAUAAUUUUCCAUUUGAAGAAAUUAUUAAAUUGUUACGUUUUACACCGAAUUUAUAUGCAUUAAAAUUGAAUUUAUUAUCUAUGAAAGAAACAAAUCUACAAUUAAUUGAACAAAAUGAAAAUUUUCAAUAUGUAUCGAAAACAAAUAAAAUAAAACAUUUAGAUCUUCGUGAAUCUUGUACAUUGAAUCAAAUUCAAUUGAUUGUUAAAUUAUUUUCACAAUUAGAAUAUCUUAAAACUUGUAUGAAUCGAAAAGAAAUUGGACAAAUAACGAAAUAUUUAUUAUCAAGAAAUAAUAAUAAAACACAACAUUUAUUCUUCUUGUGUAUUUCAGAAACAUCGAAAAUAUGUUUGAAAGAAUUAAAUGUUUUAAUUAAAUCAGAAAAUUUACUUAAUCAUUAUUUUAUUAAAUUUAUUAAUCGUGAUUUAUAUUUAUGGUGGUAG
Molecule: messenger RNA, 1812 nt
Organism: Rotaria sp. Silwood2
Lineage: Eukaryota; Metazoa; Rotifera; Eurotatoria; Philodinida; Philodinidae
Source: the annotation of a GenBank genome assembly